AUGUCAUUCCCGCCGGCCAAGGCGUAUAAAGACGAUGACUCGGGCACCAUCCACCCUCACCAUCAUCUACACAAUCGCUUCGGUCCCGGCCCAGUCCUCCUCCCUCUUCUUCUAUCCUAGAGGAUUUUAAUUUCGUUCCGUAUAUCCGGCUAUCCUACCUGCGGCCCUACUUCCUGGUUGCAUUUAAUCUGCCCCGAUCUCCUCUUCGUUCUGCACCCCUUUUCCCCCCCUUUUGCUUCUUUGAUUCCAAUGGCCGCCCUGAACCUGAAGACGCAUCUUAGCGCCCUUGCCGAGCACACCCUCGCCCACCCAUCGCUUCCUAUACUCAAGCUUCCAGUAUACGACGGUGAGGGUGAGCUGCGGGCAUGGCAACCUAUUUCCUACGGCGAGUUCCAGUCCGAUGUGGAGCACUUCGCAACCCACCUGGCCCACAAGUUGCAGGCCGGUGGAAUUCCACCACGAUCCGUGGUCGGUCUCUGGUCGAACGGCAUGUCCUACGUCGAGGUCCUCUACAUCUACGCGAUAGCCCGCGCAGGUUACAUUCCUCAGCUGUUCUCGCUCCGGCUGCCCAACCCGGACAUCAUCUACGAGCUACUUCAGCGUUCCAACGCCAAGGCUAUCAUAUACGAGCCGACUCUCGGUGACAUCCUGUCCAACUGCCCGUACCCCUCAUACAGCGCCGUCGACCUGCGCGACGUUGCUGUCGACGACAUGUCUCUGCCACCCAUGCCCGAGCCGACCGCGCCCGAGGACAUUGUCAUGAUCUUCCACACUUCCGGCUCCACGUCAGGACAGCCCAAAUUGCUGCCGUGUAACUACGCGUGGCUCGACAACAUGGUGCGCAAGUCCGCGACAGUCAGCAGGCCCCUGCACACGACCGGUCAGGACGUCACUGUUGCCAUAGGAAGCAUGUGCCACAUUGGUCAAACAUUCAUGUUCCUCGCCUCCUUCCAAAACGGCGCGUGCACGAUCCAGCCGAAAGCGGUCACUUUCUCUACCGACGAGCUCGUACAUAUGAUCGCGCACGGUGGCCUCACCCGCCUGAACCAGUUCCCCGCGUUCUUCGCUGUACACGCCCGCGCGGCGCGCCAGAGCCCGAAGCUGCUCGCGCUCCUCCGUGGACUCGACGAGAUCCUCUACUCCGGCCAGCAGAUGCCCCGCGAGGACGAGGAGUGGGCGUACGCCAACGACCUCCAGCUCCGCAACCUUUUCGGUAGCACCGAGUGCGGCGCGAUGCUCCUCUCUGUCCGUGGCGGUGGCAAGCCCAGCCCGGCCCUCCGUCCGAUCGAGGGCACCUCGUACGCAUUCGUCCCGAUCGAGGACGCGGCCGAGGGCGCAGAGGGUAGCGAAUACUCCAACGCAAACGCGCGGCUGCACGAGCUUGUCAUCCUCGCCGAGUCCGGCGACUGCCCGCACACCUCAAUGCGCUCUGCGGAUGGCCACUUCCACACCGGCGAUCUCUUCGUCGAGGUCGCGCCUGGCGCGUACGUAAACCGCGGGCGCGGUGACGACUGGAUCAAGAGCGAGAACUGCCUCCGGUGCGACACCCGCGCGAUCGAGGACAACGCGCGCCAGACCUGCGGCGACCUCAUCGCAGAGUGCAUCGUCGUUGGGAACGGCCGGCCCAGCCCCGCGCUGUUCGUCGAGCCCGCGCCGGGCGUGCAGAUGGACGACGCCCGGCUGCGGAGGGAGAUCAUCCGGCGCACGCGGCACUUCCACUCGCGGCGCUAUCUCCACGAGCGCAUCACGUCCGCAAAGAUGGUCGUGGUCGUCCCGCGCGGCACCCUGCCGCGCACGGCGACGAAGGGCAACGUCCGGCGGCGCGCCAUUGAGGAUCUCUUCAAGGCAGAGCUGGACGCGAUGUUCGCGAGCGCGUGAGCCCCGUGGUAACAUCAAAACGGGCGCGAGGGUGGCGCUCGCUGAAUUCGCUUACUGGUGACAUUGGUCUUUAUUCUUCUAUUACUUUCCCGCUCUGAAGCAAACGCUUUGGCUGCGUCCUAAUCUAUUCCCUUCGCACCACUUAUCCUAUUUCUUCUGUCAAUAUUGCUCUUGACCCACGCCCGGACUUUGUGAUCACACCGCUGUAGCAUAUAUACCUAUUGUACCUACCUGUC
Trametes versicolor FP-101664 SS1 is the source of this 2114-nucleotide messenger RNA. RefSeq names its product acetyl-CoA synthetase-like protein. The transcript is spliced from 3 exons. The record is from RefSeq and is a predicted model, not a curated record. Bases 250 to 1878 code for a protein of 542 amino acids. Gene Ontology annotation, molecular function: medium-chain fatty acid-CoA ligase activity. Lineage: Eukaryota; Fungi; Basidiomycota; Agaricomycetes; Polyporales; Polyporaceae. Gene Ontology annotation, biological process: fatty acid metabolic process.